Messenger RNA from Neogale vison (American mink), 506 nucleotides. Its product is annotated as 60S ribosomal protein L32. Gene Ontology annotation, cellular component: ribosome; cytosolic large ribosomal subunit. The record is from RefSeq and is a predicted model, not a curated record. Gene Ontology annotation, molecular function: structural constituent of ribosome. Bases 40 to 447 code for a protein of 135 amino acids. The transcript has a single exon. Lineage: Eukaryota; Metazoa; Chordata; Mammalia; Carnivora; Mustelidae. Gene Ontology annotation, biological process: translation.
GCUGCCUGCAGAGGUGGCAGCCAUCUGUUACUGGGCAUCAUGGCUGCCCUCAGACCUUUGGUGAAGCCCAAGAUCGUUAAAAAGAGGACCAAGAAGUUCAUCCGGCACCAGUCAGACCGAUAUGUCAAAAUUAAGCGCAACUGGCGGAAGCCGAGAGGCAUUGACAAUAGGGUGCGCAGAAGAUUCAAGGGCCAGAUCUUGAUGCCCAACAUUGGUUACGGGAGCAACAAGAAGACAAAGCACAUGUUGCCCAGUGGCUUCAGGAAGUUCCUAGUGCACAACGUCAAGGAGCUUGAAGUGCUGCUGAUGUGCAACAAAUCUUACUGUGCAGAGAUUGCUCACAAUGUCUCCUCCAAGAACCGCAAAGCUAUUGUGGAAAGAGCAGCCCAGCUGGCAAUCAGAGUCACCAAUCCCAACGCCAGGCUGCGCAGUGAAGAAAAUGAAUAGACAGCUUGUUGUGCACGUCAUAUUUGUGUUAAUAAAACCAUAAAACUACAAAAAAAAAA